Penicillium vulpinum is the source of this 1158-nucleotide messenger RNA. Its product is annotated as serine hydrolase domain-containing protein. Bases 1 to 1158 code for a protein of 385 amino acids. The record is from RefSeq and is a predicted model, not a curated record. The transcript has a single exon. NCBI's taxonomy places the organism in Eukaryota, Fungi, Ascomycota, Eurotiomycetes, Eurotiales, Aspergillaceae.
AUGGCUGUCACAAAUGGCCCCUGUGACCCCGCAUUCAACCGUGUUCGUGAUCUUCUCCAAGAAAGACUGAGCUCGGGAGAAGAAGUUGGUGCCUCAAUUUGUGUCAACAUCGACGGAAAGAGCGUGCUUGAUAUCUGGGGCGGUCAUGCAGACGCCGCCAAGUCGCGCCCAUGGGAAGAGGACACCCUAGUUGUCGUUUUCUCAUGCAGCAAGAUAGUCAGUGCACUGGCGGCGCUGAUCCUCGUUGACCGCGGCCUGCUAGACGUCGAAGAGAAAGUGUCAAAGUACUGGCCAGAGUUUGCAGCCAACGGCAAAGAAGAUACAAGAGUGUGGCACAUCCUCAGCCACUCCUCUGGUCUACCCCACUGGGAUAAGCGGCUCCCCAUGGAGUCUAUUUACGACACAAAAAGUUCAACCGAGAUGCUCGCUGAGCAGGCUCCGUGGUACAAGGCUGGAGAGGUGUCAGCAUACCAGCUUAUAAGCCAUGGACAUUUGAUUGGUGAGCUGGUGCGACGCAUUAGUGGCAAGUCAUUAAAGCAAGUUAUCGUCGAUGAGAUCACGGGUCCGUUGGGUGCGGAUUUCGGUCUCGGUGUUGCUGAAGAGGACUGGCCGCGUACGGCAGAUAUCAUUCCCUGUGCUCUUCCAGAUUUGCCAAAGAUUGACCCGCAAAGCGUUGUUGGUAAAACUUUUGGCAACAUUACAUUCACGACCGAAGUCACCAAGACCCCCGGGUUUAGGGGUGCUGAGAUUGGUGCCUUGAAUGGGUUUGGAAAUGCGCGUGCACUGGCGCGGAUUGGUUCCAUUGUGAGCUUAAAAGGAACGGUCGAUGGGAAGAAGUAUCUUGGGCUGAAGACUAUCGACCAAAUGAUGCAUGAACGGAUUAACGGUAUCGAUUUGGUCUUGUUCAUGAAUGUCAGAUUUGGGCUUGGGAUUGAUUUACCGACGCCGGAGGCUGUCGCCUUUAUCCCCGAAGGAAAUAUUUGUUUCUGGGGAGGUUGGGGUGGAUCCUUCCUGGUCAUGGACCUGGAUCGUCGCAUGACGAUUGCUUAUACCAUGAACAAAAUGGGAUCCCGAAUCUUGGGUAAUGAGAAUGUCGAGGCUUACAUCAAUGCGAUCUAUGAAAUUAUGGGGGACAAGAAGCCCUCCGCGUCUUUGUGA